GACCACAUGUCACAUACUUUUGCAGUUCGAUCAUUCAUCAUAGUACUACAUUUACAUUAUUAGUACUUACUAUUCUGAACUUCGCUACCAAUUUCUCAUAAAAAAAAUCUCAUCUCUCUCAUCUCAACUUCUGACACACCCCACGCUCAUCGUAACUGAAAUUUUUUCACCCAAACCAACAACAAACAAACUUCCAUUUUCUCUCUCCUCUGUUUUUCUCUCAACAACAUCAACAAUGGCGAUUACAACAACUUUUCAAUCAUUCCUCCAUGAAAAGAAAUACUCCUUCAUCUUCAUCCUCUCUCUCCUCUUCCUCUCUUUCACUCUCCUCCUCAUUUCAAAUUCUCAAUCCUCUUUCUCUCUCUUCUCCUCUCUCACCUCUCUUCCUCAACCACCUUCCAUCAUUUCUCCAGAAAUUUCUCCAGAAAUCGCCGUAACAAAUUCAUCUCCGAUCAUCGCAACAUCUCCGUCGUCGGAAUUAGGUUUCCGAUCAUCUUCUCCGGCGAAAUCGAUCUCCGUUGGUGUGAUCGAUUUCGAUAAAGAUCUUCUCAAAUUGAAUUUUGAGGUUUGUAAGGGAGGUGUAGCUGUGGAUUUUAUACCUUGUUUGGAUAAUUUGAAAGCGAUUAAAUCGCUGAAAUCGAGGAAGCAUAUGGAACAUAGAGAACGACAUUGUCCAGAACCUAAUUCUAGGUGUUUGGUGCCGUUGCCGAGAGGUUAUAAGAUUCCUAUUUCGUGGCCUAAGAGUAGGGACAUGAUCUGGUAUGAUAAUGUCCCUCAUCCUAAGUUAGUGGACUACAAGAAGGACCAGCAUUGGGUUGUCAAGUCAGGUGAUCAUUUUAUAUUUCCUGGAGGUGGAACCCAAUUUAAGGAAGGUGUUACAAACUAUAUCCAGUUUAUUGAAAAGGCUAUACCCGUUGUCAAAUGGGGUCAAAACAUUAGGGUUGUUCUGGAUGUUGGUUGUGGUGUUGCCAGCUUUGGAGGACAUUUGUUGGAUAGAGAUGUUCUCACAAUGUCAAUGGCCCCCAAGGAUGAACAUGAAGCUCAAAUACAGUUCGCUCUAGAACGUGGAAUACCUGCCUUUCUUUCAGUUAUUGGAACUCAACAGCUAACAUUUCCAGACAAUGCCUAUGAUCUCAUUCAUUGUGCAAGGUGCAGGGUUCAUUGGGAUGCGGAUGGCGGCAAACCCUUACUGGAGCUUAACAGGAUUCUCAGGCCUGGAGGAUUCUUCAUCUGGUCUGCCACACCAGUCUAUCGCAAGGAUGCAAAGGAUGUGACUGUAUGGAACUCCAUGGUAGCUUUAGCAAAGUCAAUGUGCUGGGAGGUAGUAGGUAAGACCAUGUCAUCAACAGGAAUUGGACUUGUGGUGUAUCAGAAGCCUGUCUCACCAUCCUGCUACAGGGAGCGUGAAAAGAACAACAUCCCAAUGUGUGAUAUGGGCAGAAAUAUGUCCUGGUACUCACCUCUCCAAAAAUGUCUUCCCCAUCUUCCGCCUGAAGCCUCCAGUUGGCCUCCUCUUUGGCCGAACAGGCUCACCACAAAGCCUUUAAGCCUCCCUUCAGCUCCCCUUGUGGAACAAGCGUUUCAUAAUGACACCCGUGAUUGGCAUGCUCUGGUAGCAAAUGUUUAUAUUGGUGGCCUUGGAAUAAACUGGUCAAGCGUGCGUAACGUGAUGGACAUGACUGCUGGUCAUGGAGGAUUUGCUGCAGCACUUAUUAAUAUGCCGCUGUGGGUGAUGAAUGUUGUCCCAGUCCAUGAGCCGGAUACACUUCCCAUAAUAUUUGACCGAGGGUUGAUUGGAGUUUAUCAUGAUUGGUGUGAAUCUUUUAACACUUAUCCGCGGACAUAUGAUCUCCUACACUCCACUUUCCUUUUCAGCAAUCUUCCGGAUAGGUGCAACAUCAUUGACGUGGCUACGGAAAUUGACCGCAUCGUCAGACCAGGUGGAUGGAUAUUGUUCCAAGAAACCAAAGAGAUGAUCAACAGUAUAGGAGCAAUUUUUCAUUCUCUUCAGUGGUCUAUGACUCUCCACAAUGAUCAAUAUCUCGUUGGCCAUAAAAGCUUUUGGCGCCCACGGGGUGGUCGUGUGCAAAGAUGAACUAUAAAAAGAAAGUGCAACCUUAAAAUGUAGUAUAAUUUCUCUAUGCAGUUUCUUUUACCAUUUAUUUUUUGAUGCCACAGCAUAAUAGCAUAUGCAUAAGUGAUAAGUGUAUAGGGAUAUUCUAAAUACCUUCCUUUUUAGAGGUAUUUGCGAUAUUAUGUAUAAGAGAAAAAAGGAAAUUUUGUCGGAGGAAAUUUCUUGAAGGAGUUUACCACAUAAAUUACAGCCUGAUUUCACGUA
This is a messenger RNA of Beta vulgaris subsp. vulgaris (sugar beet), 2338 nucleotides long. RefSeq names its product probable methyltransferase PMT23. The transcript has 8 exons. The record is from RefSeq and is a predicted model, not a curated record. Gene Ontology annotation, cellular component: endosome; cytoplasm; trans-Golgi network. Bases 236 to 2095 code for a protein of 619 amino acids. Gene Ontology annotation, molecular function: methyltransferase activity. NCBI's taxonomy places the organism in Eukaryota, Viridiplantae, Streptophyta, Magnoliopsida, Caryophyllales, Amaranthaceae.